AACAACCCUUCUUCUUAGCCACUGCAUGAACAGAAAAAGAAACAGCUGCCACGAGAGAAACUUGACUGCCAUUGAAACUGCAGUGUGAUAGAAUUGGGAGCGGAAGGGUUGUGUUUUUUUCUUCUUCCAGAUUUUAUUUCCAGCCCUGGUGGAUCUUGCCAACGGGCAGCCAAGGUGAUUCAGGACGGCGGCUUCCUCCAUUCACCGGGGCCCUGUCUUUUCAUCCCUAAAGCCUCCCCUCUCCCUCCCUCCCGACCGCCUUCCAUGGUGACUGCCCACUCCGGCCCCAGACCGGCUGCCAGACCAGCGCCGUGACAUCCCCCCCCCCCAUGGCCUCCCCCCGGACGGUGACCAUCGUGGCCCUCUCGGUCGCCUUGGGGCUCUUCUUCGUCUUCAUGGGGACCAUCAAGCUGACCCCGAGGCUCAGCAAGGACGCCUACCACGAGAUGAAGCGAGCUUACAAGAGCUAUGUCCGCGCACUGCCCAUGCUUAAGAAGAUGGGGGUCAGCUCUAUCAUUCUCCGCAAGAGCAUCGGCGCCCUCGAGGUGGCCUGCGGCAUUGUCAUGACACUGGUUCCUGGCCGUCCCAAGGAUGUAGCUAACUUUGUGCUGCUGCUGCUGGUCCUGGCUGUGCUCUUCUUCCACCAGCUGGUGGGUGACCCGCUCAAGCGCUAUGCCCAUGCCUUGGUCUUUGGGAUCCUGCUUACCUGCCGCCUACUCAUCGCCCGCCAGCCGGAAGACCAGCUGCCGGAGAAGAGGACCCUGGCCGUGAAUGGAGAGGAGCAACCCCUUCUUGCAGACGCCGUCCCAGAGAAGGGCAAAAUCAAGGUGUCCUAGUGGGGUGCCUUUGAGGGACACACGGACCCUCCAUGCAGCUCUCUCCCCAAAACACCUUUAAAAAGAUUUUUGUUUCUUUUCUUUUCUGGUUUUGUAAAGGGUUACGUAUUGGAGCAUGGGGUAAACCUUUAAGUUUGCCAGCUAAAUAACAACUUGGCUUAUACACCUCAAGCGUCUAGAGCUGCUCUCUGUUGUACCUUUCCCCACAUGUGUAGACUUGACCUAAUUUAAUGGAUCUAGAGGGAAAUCAGUGUAACUUAUGUUGAGUAUGUGUGUGCACAUGUCUAUGUGUAUGUAUGAAUGAGAGGGAGGGAGGUGGUUUAACUGUUCAACUCAACCUGCCUCUGAACCAGUCUGUAUUCUUUAGGGGUGUAAGGGGAGGGAAGGAAACUCUUAGUCCUGUGCUUGCACACUGGCCCAGUCUUUUCCUCUCUUUGCCCAGCACUAGCACCGGAGUGAGGAACCCCUUUUUCUUGCUUCACAUGAACGAAAUGGUGUAACCCAUCCACCACUCUCCACAGGGAAUACAGAACACUGUAUACCUGGUAAUGAGCCUUGGAGUUGUCACCUCUCCCAAACCUGUCUGUGUUGCUGUCAAAAGGCCAUCGACUGCUCACUCUCCGCCUACACAUAAACCUGCUUCGUCUUGCCAUCCGUUCACCUUGACUUUAAAAGAGUGACAGGUUCCUGUGGGAGGGGGAGGGCUUGACUCUAAGAAAAGGAUUCCUAUCCCAUCCCACAGAAGAACCUAAUGAGCUAAGACAUGCUACAGCCUCUAGUAAAAAGCUGUUUCCAUUGUGUUCGUGCUGAGCUUGUUGGGGGGGGGGAGGAAAAGUUAAGCUGUCAUACGAAAUAUAAUUUUUUAAAAAGUAUGUUGCCUUUCUUCGUAUUGUUGUUUGCAUCCUCUUCCUCCCACCCUUCUUUUUCUCCCCCUUAAUUUAUAAAAAUAAACUUUUUUGAAAUUUGGAGGAAAACUGCCUUGUAUGUUGUUCAAUGUUAUGUGUGUGCUGUAGCAAAGACACUUUAUAUCUACCUGCUGCAAUUUGUUAAUUUCUUGAAAGCACAGAGGUAAACUAGAAACUCCAGAAUUUAUAAGGGGGGAUUUGAUUAUUUCAUCUCACCUUGAUAGCUGAUAUGCUUUCCCUGAACGUGGUGGAAAAUAUUCUACUAAUUAUUCUCAAAUGAUUAGCGGGGGAAACUUUAAAGGCAAUCUUCCUAAAUAAAAAUGAGCACAUUGUUCUGGAAGACUCAGACACACACUGUAUUUUGAAUGAAAUAAAGCAAAUUACUGAAACAUUUUCUACCUCAAAGCAAAACUCAUUAUAGAAAAGGAUGGAAUAGCUAGCUCCUAAGUCUCACUGUUGUUGAGGUGGAAAUUUCCUCAAAGCUACAAAUGUUUCCCUUUAGGAAAAACAGACUAAACAUGGUCCCAAAUCACCAUAGUUUUGAAGUGGUUCCUUAAAAAUAACAAGUUAACUGUCAAUACGAUUUGUUUUCA
This is a messenger RNA of Pogona vitticeps (central bearded dragon), 2334 nucleotides long. RefSeq names its product transmembrane protein 35A (gene TMEM35A). Gene Ontology annotation, cellular component: endoplasmic reticulum. Lineage: Eukaryota; Metazoa; Chordata; Lepidosauria; Squamata; Agamidae. The record is from RefSeq and is a predicted model, not a curated record. Gene Ontology annotation, biological process: chaperone-mediated protein complex assembly; positive regulation of protein localization to cell surface. Gene Ontology annotation, molecular function: acetylcholine receptor regulator activity.